Astyanax mexicanus (Mexican tetra) is the source of this 4574-nucleotide messenger RNA. RefSeq lists its product as uncharacterized. The record is from RefSeq and is a predicted model, not a curated record. Gene Ontology annotation, biological process: immune response. Gene Ontology annotation, cellular component: membrane. The transcript is spliced from 5 exons. Gene Ontology annotation, molecular function: tumor necrosis factor receptor binding. Bases 189 to 1022 code for a protein of 277 amino acids. Lineage: Eukaryota; Metazoa; Chordata; Actinopteri; Characiformes; Acestrorhamphidae.
AAAGCUGCAGGCAGGCGGGCAGGAAGUAUCCGGGUAUUGGUUAAUCAGGUUGUGUGAGUUGAGUGGCCACACGGCGUCUUUCACGUUGACGAAACUUCACGGCUUGGAUGUUUGUUUUGGGCGUCGAUACGCAACGUAAGAGAAACAACGUGGGUGAAUGUGAUAAAUAGGAGCGCGUGGAAGUGAGGAUGGGAGCUCUGCUGUCUCGCAUGGGAGCGAUCGAGCUGAGGAGAGAGGAGGGAGCCCGAGGUGAAACUUACAACAUGCUGCUGGAGACUGAAGCCACGCUGCGCUUUCAGCGCGCCCUGAAGCGCGAGCUCUACUUCGCGCGCGCCGCUGUGCUCGUCCUCGUGCUGGUGCUGGUGCUCGUGCUGUCGCUGGGCUUCUGCCUGUUGUUCUACAUAGAGUUUCCCGCGUGCAAGGACAAAGGACACGACAGCAGGGCAAAUAUAGAUCAAGAUCACCACACCGCCAGCAGAUUGCGAUCCGACCCCAAGCAACCCUGCUUAGAUCUUCAGAAUGAAACUCAAAAUCACCAGCAAGAUGAUAUCUCUGAGCCUAAGCCACCACCCUCGGCUUAUCUGAUAGCUGACUGCCUCACCAAUUCAGCGCAAAAUGAAGACAACGUCACAUGGGGUUUAAGACUGGAAUUGGUUGAUUUCAAAAUACAAGACAGCAAGUCUUUGAUUGUUCCUGAAAAUGGGAUGUACAGAAUUUCACUGCAGAUUACCUACAGAAACGGAGAAAGUAAAAAAGACAGUGAAGAAGAUAAGCCAGAACAUAUUUUGCUCUCCCACAAAGUUCUGGUGUACCAAACAGGGUACAGUAACAAGCCCAGACCUGUCGUGGAAGCCUACGAAUUCGUCUACUGGCAAAACUUUGAAUGGUAUAAAACAAAGUACUCUGAAAAUGACUUCAUAAUGAAUAAGGGGGACAUAAUCAUGGUGGUGUCCUCCAACCCCUCCUUCAUAAAAUGUGGUGUUACAUCCUUCCUCACUGUCCGUCACGUGCCCACGGGUUAGGCGUAGUGUUAGUGACAGGGUUGUGUAUAGCUUCUUUUUUUCAUGUAGCUUAGUCUUUCACCACUUGUACAUAGCUUGUAUUUUUCUGUCCUUUAAUACUUAAGCAUGUAUAGUGAGAUUGCUAUCCUAUUGGAGUGGAACAGGAUAACUUUAGAUGUUGGAUUUUCUCAUCCUGCUGUAAUUUUGUUUGCCUUUUUUUCUCACUUGUAUUUCAUUGAAACAUGUGGAGAAAGAUUCUUUUAGAACAGUGGUUCUCAAAGCAUGGUUGUACUCGAAACAUCCCAAGGUAUAUGAUACUACAGUGGAUGACCUCAGAAAAAAAAAACUGCUUGCAUUAAAAUAUUAUAGACUGAAUAUUUUGAUGCAAGCAGUUUACCUAACGUUACAGUUGUUUGUUUUUAGUGUUCUACCCUUUGGAACAUGUAUGAAAGCCCACAUUUUAAGUCUUCACUUCUUUAGGGCUACUAGAUUUAUUGACCCUAGAGUAAAACCCUGUGGAACACCACACGAUAUGCUAUAUCAACAAAUCACCAAUACUUUUGUUUUUUACAACUGCUAAGAAGCGUUUAACAGUACUUUGGCUACUUUUUGUAAACUCUAAAUACAUCAACAUGCUUACCUCAUAAAAUUAACCAAAUAGUUUAUUUUCUGCACAAAAGACUGUUUUUUUUUGUUGUCACAUCUUAAAAAUCUGGAUCAUGUUGAGUACUCCCUCAGAUCCUGUAUAUUGGUGCUACUCCCGCGUUCGUUUUCAAUGGGAAAACAAAAAGACUGGAUACCUGGAGGUGCACCUCACAAUUUAUUUGUACAGAGACCUCUAGGGACCACCUCCACUUACAAGGAGUUAAAAUGAAAUAGUCUGAAGAGUAUUUCACAGACACAAGCAUUUAUAGACAAACCACACCUCAAGGUCACAGAGGAAGGCACCCUAGACAGUUCCCUAAAAAACUGGUUCUAACUGGUCUUGAUCAGAAGUUGUCUCUCAAUUCGUCCAUCGUCAUUUAUGACCCAACAUCGCAAUGGAUGGUAACCAUCGCGAUGCCACGCCCACUUUUUUGUUUUUCCAGAAACAUGCACUGACCUUCUUUAGGUCUCCUUAACCUAAAUCUUUAGCAGGGAUUGUACGGAAAAAUGAUCAAAUCAGGUAUAUAACUUAUAUGAAUUAGUGUCUAAUUGGCAUAUUAUUAUAUUAUUUAUUAUUAUUCUAUUAUUAUUAAGAUAUCAUUAUUUAUAUCUAGGUUACAGCUUGUCUUCAUUUUUUUCUGCAUGUCUGUAUUAAUUUUCAACAUUUCAUGUUAUUCAAGCAAAUAGAAUAAGCCUGCUCGUUGUGCGUCGGGAAACUUGCUCAUUGUCAACCAGUGUUGGGCACGUUCCUUUGAAAAAGUAAAUAGUUAUAUUUACUAGUUACUUCUCCAAAAAAGUAACUGAGUUACUAACUGAGUUACCCCACUAUAAAAGUAACUAGUUACCAGUAAAAGUAACUAUUGACUUACCUUUGUUACUCGCCUUUAAAAAAUGUACAAAAGAAAAUAAAUGAUGUAAUUUCUAUUAUUAUUACAAAAAUAACAAACGAAAAUAAACCCAAAAUGUUGACAAAUAUAAUCUAACGAAUUUCAAAACAUAGAAACGAAAAACGUUAAAAUGGUAUUAAUAUAACAGUUUAACAGCUGGAUCAAACAGUUAUAAGGAUUUAGCGUCAGUCAUAAGAAAAGCGUGUGCGGCAUUGCGAUUUAAAAAAAAAACAAAAAACAUUUUAAUAAAUAAGGUCCUGUCAGGUGUAGUAAAAUGUAUGAUAUUCAAUGGUAUUAAAUUCACAUUCACAUUUAUUGAUAUUUAAUCAAGAGAAAUCAGACAAAAAGCGCCGCGCUGCGCUCUCUCUCUCUCUCUCUCUCUCUCUCUCUCUUUCGCAGCGCAGAGCUGAAUUCAGCGCGAGGCUACAAAUAAUAUAACAACUCAGUUUAGUUAAAUAAAUUACGAUGGGUGAGGACCUGUAAAUUUAAUUGAAUAUUGUCCAAAAAUUUAAAAUUAAAGUACAUAAACACAAAAUUUUUUUGUUUACUCUAAACACUAAACCAAAUAUUACUAAAUACUAAAUAUUCCUCUUCUAUGUCCUGGUUUAACAAAACCUUGUCCUGGACUAACUAUUCCUCUCCCUUCACCCAGAAACAAUUAAUUUAUUAUUUUCUUUCUCUUUCUGCUCUUAUAGCUAGCUACACAUGCCACACUCAGUCCAAUAAAAUCCCCCUUUUGUAUAUGUCUCAUGCUAAGACAAGAACCAGCUGUGGUUGUCUUAUCAUAGCCUUUUAUUUAUUAUUUAUAAUCUGUACCCCAAAAAUUGUUUAUCAGUUUCAGUAGUUAUUUAAUGUAGUUAAAGAUUGAAACACAAGGUAUUUAAUUCUAUUAUGCUGUCUGCAAUCAAUUGUAAAUAAGAUAAUAAAGAUCCAGAACUGUAUUAGUGGGUAAUAUUGUUUGUUUGUAAAAUGUAUCCAUGUUUUAAACAUGCUAAUUGAAAACAUAUUGUGUGAUAACAGCAUGAAUUUAGAGUUUUAUAAAUGCGACUACAUAUCAGAUAAAAGCACACUGAUUGUUGUAAAAAACAGUUAAAUAAGGUAGUAAGUUCACUGCUUGAAAAACAUAUUUUCCUUUGAAAACCACUGUUUAUAAGAACUUCCCACAUCAGAGUUUGUAACAAGAAUUUUUUAAGCUAUUUUAUAAUAUUGUUUUUUAUGUAGUAAUAGUAAUGUAAAGGUAUUUAAUUGUGUACAGUUGUGGUUUAUAAAAAAAUAAGCAUGCGUCACAGUUUUUAUAAAAUAUUCUCAUUUAUUGACGUUUAACAAAAAAAAAAACACAUAAAAACAGAUGCAGUCUGUAAAUGUAAAUGUAGAGGUACAGGUAAUCAAACAUGUAAUCACAUAAAUCCAAUUCAAUUGAACUAGCAGUGCACCGAAUAGUUUGCAGCUGAAAUGUGUCGAAAAAUGGUGUUUUUGCUGUUUGUCUGAAUAAGUGAAAAGACCAAUAAUAUAUUCCAAACAAUUACUAGUUUAUUUUAAGUCGUAUAUUCAGUGUUCAAUUAAUAUUUGUGAAACUGUAGUUUUGUAUUACACAAAAUAUACUUUUAGACUAUUUAACGUAUUUAAUUGUAAACAAAGUGGCAAAAAAAAAUUUGGUUUAGUUUUAGUUUAAACCAAUUUUUUUGGUGCAUCAUUAAUCUGUACAAGGCAAUACUGCAGAAGUAGCUCUUGACCUCUUGACCUAACUGAGGUCAAUAUCUUAUCAAUACCUAACUUUUCAAUAUCAUUUUACUCUCAACCACUGUCUGAACAUAGAGAUCAGAUCUGGUUGCAUAUCUACAUUGGUUACUGUCAACAACAGUCUAAACAGUCUGAUCAGAUUUGGACAUGUUUCCAGUGUAGGACUGUAGAGAAGUGGCUCAGAUUGUUAAUUAGAACACUAUGUAUUAUUCUGUUGAUAUUGUUGUAUAUGGUCAGUUUAUAUAUGCUAUAUUUUAUGUUGUAAUGAGAAUUGUGUAUUAAAUAAACAUGUUAAACAAUA